Diospyros lotus (date-plum) is the source of this 516-nucleotide messenger RNA. RefSeq names its product auxin-induced protein 15A-like. NCBI's taxonomy places the organism in Eukaryota, Viridiplantae, Streptophyta, Magnoliopsida, Ericales, Ebenaceae. The coding region runs from base 85 to 384 and encodes 99 amino acids. The record is from RefSeq and is a predicted model, not a curated record. Gene Ontology annotation, biological process: response to auxin. The transcript has a single exon.
UAAACUACAGCUCUCUUCUUUCUUUUCAUUUCAGCACCACUCCAAGCUCUGCUCUGUUGGCUGCCAUAUUUCAUCCGAGGAAAAAUGGGCAUCCGAUCGAUGAAGAUAGCCGAGGCCAAACGGAAGCUCCAGCGAACUCUUUCGCCUAGGAACAGAACAGUUUCAGCGCCUACUGAUGUGCCGAAAGGCUGCCUGGCAGUUUAUGUGGGCGAAGCGCUUAGGCGCUUCGUCAUUCCGGUAUCUUACCUUAACCAUCCCUUAUUCCAAGACUUGCUACAUUGGGCAGAAGAAGAGUUCGGGUACAAUCAUCCCAUGGGAGGUUUAACACUUCCCUGCGGCGAAGAUUACUUCAUUAGCCUUACUUCUUUGUUAAAUGCUCCAUAACAGUUGGGUACUGAAGAUACAAACUUCCAGAGGCAUUGAAGGUUUAACCAUUUUUUGGGUGUAUUUCAGAAUGAUAAAAUCUGAGAUUGGAAAGUCAGUCUCUUCGAUUUUGUAAUGUGGCCUAUUGCCAUG